This is a messenger RNA of Manis javanica (Malayan pangolin), 2353 nucleotides long. NCBI's taxonomy places the organism in Eukaryota, Metazoa, Chordata, Mammalia, Pholidota, Manidae. The record is from RefSeq and is a predicted model, not a curated record.
GCCAUUUCCGGUCUCUGCCCUCAGAGCACAGUGCCUCGUGGAACCGUUCUGAACCCAGUGAGGUCCUCCGCGAAAGCUCUGAACGUUCUGGUGGCAGGUGUGCGGAGCUUCUGGUCCUGCGGCCGCUGGCGCACGCACGGAUGAAGUUAAAUCCAUUUGUACAAGCUUAUUUGCUGAACAAUCCUGAGGUUCUCAAAUGGCAGACCUCCACAGCGCUCCAUGAUCUUCUUAGGUGCACAAGGACAUGGCCCUUAUCAGGAUUGUUCCCAGCUUCACCUGUCAUUCUCAAAGCCAUCUGCCCAGGUUUCUGCUAAGAGUAGUGGGGCCACGAUUCUGGAAGCAGGAAGUACCUUAGACCUGAGAGCUGGGCAAGAAGGAGCCAGGGGAGUGGCUAUGAUGACUUCAGCAGUGCUGGUGGACAUACGAGAUGAGGUGACCUGCCCCAUCUGCCUGGAGCUCCUCACGGAACCCCUGAGCCUGGACUGUGGCCACAGCUUCUGCCAAGCCUGCAUCACAAGGAGUAGCAAGGAACUGGUGAUCGGCCAGGAAAGGGAGAGCAGCUGUCCUGUGUGCCAGACCAGCUACCAGCCUGGGAACCUGCGGCCCAAUCGGCACCUGGCCAACAUAGUGGAGAGGCUCAGGGAGGUGUUGUUGGGCUCAGGCAGGCAGCUGAAGGUGAUUCUCUGUGUGCACCAUGGGGAGAAACUCCAGCUCUUCUGUAAGGAGGAUGGGAAGCUGAUUUGCUGGCUCUGUGAGCGGUCUCAGGAGCACCGCGGUCACCGCACCUUCCUCAUGGAGGAGGUUGCUCAGGAGUACCAGGAGAAGUUCCAGGAGUCUCUGAAGAAGCUGAGGCAAGAGCAGCAGGAAGCUGAGAAGCUUAAAGCUGUUAUCAUGGAGAAGAGGGCAUCCUGGAAGAAUCAGAUGGAACCUGAGAGACACAGGAUCCAGACAGAGUUCAGUAAAUUGAGAAUCAUCCUGGACAAAGAGGAGCAGCAGCAACUGAAAAAUCUGGAGGAGGAAGAGAGGAAGGGACUGAGUAUUUUAGAAGAGGCUGAGAAUGAGCUGUUCCAGCAGAACCAGUCGCUGAGAGAACUCAUCUCACAUCUGGAGUGGCGGUGUCAAGGGUCGGCAGUGGAGCUGCUGCAGGAUGUGAGUGAUGUCACAAAAAGGAGUGAGUUCUGCACUUUGAAGAAGCCAGAAGCUCUCCCCACCAAGCUGAAGAGUGUGUUUCGAGCCCCAGAUCUGAAAAAGAUGCUGCGAGUGUUUAGAGAACUGACUGAUGUCCAGAGCUACUGGGUGGAUGUGACUCUGAAUCCACACACAGCUAACUUAAAUCUCGUCAUGUCUAAAAACCGGAGACGGGUGAGAUUCGUGGGUGCAAAGCUGUCUGGGUCUUACCUGGAGGAGCAUUUUGACUGCGGUGUCCUGGGCUCUCAGCACUUCUCCUCAGGAAAACAUUACUGGGAGGUAGAUGUGGCCAAGAAGACCGACUGGAUCCUGGGGGUGUGCAGUAAUCCAGCGGGGCCUACGUUCUCUUUCCACCAGUUCACAAACAACCAGAGUGUUUACUCCCGAUACCAGCCUCAAAGUGGAUACUGGGUGAUUGGGCUACACCACAAACACGAAUAUAGAGCCUACGAGGAAUCCUCCUCUUCCCUGCUCCUCUCCAUGAUGGUGCCCCCUCGCCGUGUUGGGAUUUUCUUAGACUAUGAGGCUGGUACUGUCUCCUUUUAUAAUGUGACAAACCAUGGCUUCCCCAUCUACACCUUUUCGAAAUACUACUUUCCCACCACCCUUUGUCCAUAUUUUAAUCCUUGCAACUGUGCGGUCCCGAUGACCCUGCGUCGCCCGAGCUCCUGAACGGUCUGCAGCCCCACCCUCAUCUGGGCGGUUCCCUCUGAGGUUCAGCAGCACUUCUCUUAAGUUUGUAUUUUUCUGCAUUUCACCUCUUUCUCUUGAACAUUUACUAAAUGCUAGACCAACACCCAGUGGUGAUAGCUAACAUCCUUGACUAAUUAUUUAUAGAUUUUGACAUGGGCUGGGGGUAAGUUUCACCAUUUUACUGGAAAGCACACUAUUUGAUGAUUUGUUGAGUCAUGGAAUCAAACUGAGGAAGUUUUUCUCUUCAUUUGCUAUUAAGUUUUUCUACUGAAUGAAAAAUUGGAUUUCAACAGAUAUUGUCUCUAAUUGUUAUAGUAACCAUGUGUCUUUUUAUUCUGUUACUGGAAUACAUCGAUUUGUUUCAGUUGUUAAAUCUAACAAAUUCCUGAAAUAAACUUAUUCUUCACAUGAAAUACUGUAUUUGCUUUUUGGUAAUACACGAUGUAGGUUUUGUUUUCACCUGUUUAUAAAA